Molecule: messenger RNA, 1086 nt
Organism: Athalia rosae (coleseed sawfly)
Lineage: Eukaryota; Metazoa; Arthropoda; Insecta; Hymenoptera; Athaliidae
Gene: Arl2
Product: ADP-ribosylation factor-like protein 2
Exons: 2
Coding region: 132-686 (184 amino acids)
Biological process (GO): protein folding
Cellular component (GO): cytoplasm; microtubule cytoskeleton
Molecular function (GO): GTPase activity; GTP binding
Source: RefSeq, a predicted model, not a curated record
UAAACAAAUAACAUUAAUCUCAUUCUCCGAAAAAAUAAACGUCAAGCGUGAAUGUUUAAACUGUCAGUGUCACCUGUCAAUUUGAAAUCGAUUAUUACCGAUUUACUUGCACAGAAAGAAAUCUCAAGGACAUGGGGCUGCUCACGGUUUUGAAAAAGUUGAAACAGAAGGAAAAGGAAGUCAGAAUACUAAUGCUAGGCUUGGAUAAUGCUGGAAAGACGACUAUACUCAAAAGAAUGAUUGGAGAACCAAUAGACACCAUUUCCCCUACCCUUGGCUUCAAUAUCAAAACACUUGAGCACCGGGGUUACAAGCUGAAUAUCUGGGAUGUUGGAGGCCAAAAAUCACUACGAUCUUAUUGGCGGAAUUACUUUGAAUGUACCGAUGGUCUUAUAUGGGUUGUAGAUAGUGCUGACAGGCGACGGCUAGAAGACUGUAAAGCCGAACUGUCUAAUCUAUUGCAAGAAGAAAGAUUAGAAGGUGCCAGCCUCCUAAUUUUUGCUAACAAGCAAGAUCUUCCAGGGGCCCUCUCAGCCCCUGAGAUUGCCGAAGUUUUAAACUUGGCAUCCAUAAAAACCCACCAUUGGCAGAUUUACAAAUCUUCUGCUGUUACAGCCGAGAAUUUGCUAGAAGGCAUCAACUGGAUAGUAGAUGAUAUUGCUGCUAGAGUAUUUUAUCUUGACUGAAUGCUAUAUAAAGUUCUGUUAGAGAUUUAAAAGCUAGACACGUUCUCUUUUCAUUAAAAUUCUUAUAUGAUCUAAUAAAUUAUGUCUUGAAAUCAAUUCCACAAAAACAAGGAAGUAUAAAAAUAAUGAAUUUUGAAUUUAUUCAUCACCAUACGUUAAUUCGUGAAUAACUAUUCACGUGCUGAGUUAUUAUUCUUUGUUUUCAGUGAAAAAAAGUUCAUUGAUUCUGUUAAAUAGAGCAGCAAACAAAUCAUUUUUAUCUGCCAAAACUAUUGAAUUAGGAUGCUGGGUUUCUAGUGUUGUGAUUCAUGAAAUUGUACAUUCGUAGAUAGGUCUUUAUAUAAUUUUUAUACAAAGCUAACUUAAUAAAAGAAAUAUUUCUUUUCGCCUUUUGUUACAA